CGUCACGUGGCGAGUCAGCCGGGCGCCGGGCGGGCGGGGCCGGCCGGGUAAAAGGGCGCGGGGCGGGCGGCGGGGCUACGGCGGCUGCUCGGCACCGGCGGCGGGCGUGCGAAGAGGCUGCAAGCCAGGCUCUCCCGGCUGCGCUCGGGCCAUCGAGGAUCCAACUUGCAGGAUGUGGCGGCUCUUGGCCCCUCUCUGCUGCCUGCUGGCACUCACCAGUGCCUGGAGCAACUCUCAUCUGCACCCACUGUCGGAUGAGCUGGUCAACUUCAUCAACAAGCAGAACACGACGUGGCAGGCUGGGCACAACUUCUACAAUGUGGAGGUGAGCUACCUGAAGAAGCUGUGCGGCACCAUCCUGGGUGGGCCCAAGCUGCCCCGGAGAGUUCAGUUUGCUGAUGACAUACAACUGCCUGAAAGCUUCGACGCCCGGGAGCAGUGGCCGAACUGCCCAACCAUCAAGGAGAUCAGAGACCAGGGUUCCUGCGGCUCCUGCUGGGCAUUUGGGGCCGUGGAAGCCAUCUCGGACCGGAUCUGCAUCCACACCAAUGGACACGUCAACGUGGAGGUGUCGGCUGAGGACAUGCUCACCUGCUGUGGCGGCCAGUGUGGGGAUGGCUGUAAUGGUGGCUACCCCGCUGGCGCUUGGAACUUCUGGACCAAGAAAGGCCUGGUGUCCGGAGGCCUCUAUGACUCCCACGUUGGUUGCAAACCCUACUCCAUCCCUCCGUGCGAGCACCACGUCAAUGGCACCCGGCCCGCGUGCACAGGAGAGGGAGACACACCCAGGUGCAGCAAGACCUGCGAGCCUGGCUAUGCCCCAUCCUACAAGGACGAUAAGCACUACGGCUACAGUUCAUACAGUGUCACCAGCGACGAGAAUGAGAUCAAGGCGGAGAUCUAUAAGAACGGCCCCGUGGAGGGCGCCUUCACCGUGUACUCAGACUUCCUGAUGUACAAGUCAGGGGUGUACCAGCACUUGACCGGUGAAAUCAUGGGCGGCCAUGCCAUCCGCAUCCUGGGCUGGGGCGUGGAGGACGGCUCCCCCUACUGGCUGGUGGCCAACUCAUGGAACACUGACUGGGGUGACAAAGGCUUCUUCAAAAUCCUCCGAGGGCAAGACCACUGCGGCAUCGAGUCGGAAGUGGUGGCCGGAAUCCCACGCACCGAUCAGUACUGGCGACAGAUCUAAUUGGGUGGCGGACUGGCCAGCCCCCUCCCCCAUCCUGGGGGAGUCACCCCUCGCUGUAUCCAAGUCGGGCUGGGGAUGAGAAGAGUUGGGGUGGGGGUGGGUAGGAAUGUCUUUCCACACAAGAUGCAGGAGAUUUUUGACAGGGCCUGAAGGACUGGACUGGGCCCAGCUUGUGGCCACUGUCAAAGCAUCUCUUCCACGGAGAUGCUUCAGAGGCCGGCCCCCUUCUAGCCUGCUUGGCAGACAGUGGUCAUGACACAACAGGCCCUGGGGGCCACCAUUGUGAGCACAGGAUUCCCUUUCCCUGUCGCCCCCUCCCCCCCAUAAACUAGGCUGUUUGUCACCCCUGCUGCUCCCAGCUCUGGCUGUUACCCUCUGCCCCUCCUCUCUCCAGAGACCUGUCAGUAUUGGGAUUCCUGACAACGACUGUUAUCCCUCCGGCGCAGCACCUCCGAGCAAGUGGCCUCUUGGAUUCAUACCUCGUUUGGAGGAGAGAGGGAGGCAGCAGCCCACCCAAAAAGCCACUUUCCCCCAGGGUCCCUGCACCUUGGCAAGCUCUGCAGUGUCAGAAACCCCCUCUGGCUUUGUCUUCAGCAUGGUCCUUUUUUAAUAGAAGUUUUAUUUUUUUGCAUACUUCCACUGAUCAUGUGAACAAACAGAUGUAAGGGUUGGAAGAGCUGUACUUGUUUGACAGAUCAUCUCCCAAUGAUAUGGCUUAGAACAGAACAAAAACAAACCCCAGUGGCCUGGAUUUGCUGCUGGUCUCUCCUGACAUCAACUAGCACAGUGAGACUAGCGUGGGAGAAACCAGCUUUUACUGUUUGAUAAAAAUCACUGCUUUGCCCUGUCAGUUUAACAAGGAAUGACUGUGCCAAUAAAAGGUUUCUCCUUCCA
Messenger RNA from Ochotona princeps (American pika), 2086 nucleotides. It is a transcript of the gene CTSB, whose product is annotated as cathepsin B. Gene Ontology annotation, biological process: regulation of catalytic activity. The transcript has 10 exons. Bases 173 to 1192 code for a protein of 339 amino acids. The record is from RefSeq and is a predicted model, not a curated record. Gene Ontology annotation, molecular function: cysteine-type endopeptidase activity. Gene Ontology annotation, cellular component: lysosome. NCBI's taxonomy places the organism in Eukaryota, Metazoa, Chordata, Mammalia, Lagomorpha, Ochotonidae.